Molecule: messenger RNA, 900 nt
Organism: Eimeria tenella
Lineage: Eukaryota; Apicomplexa; Conoidasida; Eucoccidiorida; Eimeriidae
Product: adenylosuccinate synthetase, putative
Exons: 1
Biological process (GO): IMP metabolic process; 'de novo' AMP biosynthetic process
Cellular component (GO): cytoplasm
Molecular function (GO): adenylosuccinate synthase activity; nucleotide binding
Source: RefSeq, a predicted model, not a curated record
GGCGUGGGCCCCUGCUACGCGACGAAGGCCGCGCGGAUCGGCGUGCAGGCGUGGGAGCUGCUUUGCUGGGAUCGGUUCGAGGAGAGCUACCUGGGCGUUGCUGCUGCGCUGCAGCAGCAGUGUGGGGCCCCGCUGGGGGUGGCGCUUGCUGCGGAGCUGGCGGAGCACCGGGUGUACAGACAGCUGCUGGCCCCGCAGCUGGCCGACACUGCAGCGCUGCUGCUGGGCGGCGUCUUGUGUGGGGCCCGUUUGCUGCUGGAAGGCGCAAAUGCUGCGCUGCUGGACCUGGACCUGGGGACGUACCCCUUCGUGACUUCCUGCUGCACCACUGCAGCAGCAGCAGCAGCAGGGCUGGGCCUGCCGCUGCGCUGCUUCGCGCCGCGCUUUGCUGCUGUCGUCGGCGUCGCCAAGGCCUACUGCACGCGUGUGGGGCGCGGGCCCAUGCCCACGGAGCUGCGGGAUCGUGUUGGGGAUCGUCUCCAGCGCGUGGGGCGGGAGCUGGGAUCGACCACGGGCCGCCCCCGCCGCUGCGGCUGGCUCGACCUCCCGCUGCUGCUGCAUGCGGCGCGCCUCAACGGCUUCGACUGUCUCUUUUUGAACAAGCUGGACGUUUUGUCGGGGAUCGAUCCCCUGCUGCUCUGCGUCGCCUACAGGGACAGCAGCAGCGGGCUGCUGCUGCCGCCCCACAGCUUCCCCGCUGCAGCGCAGCAGCUGCAGCAAGUGCGCCCGGUGUACGAACGCCUCCCCGGCUGGCACCAGAGCAUUUCCCGCUGCAGCUCUUUCCACCAGCUGCCCCCCAACGCCCAGCUGUACGUACACCGCGUCCAGCAGCUCCUCGGCAUUCCCAUCGCCUUCAUCGGCGUCGGGCCGGACACCCACGCCGUCAUCCGCAACUUCUGA